AUGUCAAGUUUUGAACCAGUCGUUGUUAUUGACGGUAAAGGUCAUUUAUUAGGUAGAUUAGCUUCCACUGUUGCUAAACAAUUAUUAAAUGGUCAAAAAGUUGUUGUUGUUAGAUGUGAAGCUUUAAACAUCUCUGGUGAAUUUUUCAGAAACAAAUUGAAAUACCACGAUUACUUAAGAAAAGGUACCAGAUUCAACAAAACUCACGGUCCUUUCCAUUUCAGAGCUCCAUCAAGAAUCUUCUACAAAGCUAUCAAAGGUAUGGUUCCUCACAAAACUGCUAGAGGUAAAGCUGCUUUAGAAAGAUUGAAGGUUUUCGAAGGUGUCCCACCUCCAUAUGACAAAAAGAAGAGAGUUGUCGUUCCUCAAGCUUUAAGAGUCUUAAGAUUAAAACCAGGUAGAAAAUACACUACUGUUGGUAAAUUAUCAUCAUCAGUUGGUUGGAAAUACGAAUCAAUUGUUGAUAAAUUAGAAGAAAAGAGAAAAUUACAAAGUGCUGAAUAUUACGCUAAAAAGAAAGCUUUAACCAAAAAAAUUGAAUCAGCUAAACAAUCAGUUGCUUCAUCUGAUGCUUCAAAAAAAUUAGCUGAAUUCGGUUACUAA
This is a messenger RNA of Yamadazyma jaroonii, 603 nucleotides long. The record is from the annotation of a GenBank genome assembly. Lineage: Eukaryota; Fungi; Ascomycota; Pichiomycetes; Serinales; Debaryomycetaceae.